Messenger RNA from Osmerus eperlanus (European smelt), 2102 nucleotides. It is a transcript of the gene irf3, whose product is annotated as interferon regulatory factor 3. The transcript has 11 exons. The record is from RefSeq and is a predicted model, not a curated record. NCBI's taxonomy places the organism in Eukaryota, Metazoa, Chordata, Actinopteri, Osmeriformes, Osmeridae. The coding region runs from base 219 to 1565 and encodes 448 amino acids. Gene Ontology annotation, cellular component: nucleus. Gene Ontology annotation, biological process: regulation of transcription by RNA polymerase II; immune system process. Gene Ontology annotation, molecular function: RNA polymerase II cis-regulatory region sequence-specific DNA binding; DNA-binding transcription factor activity, RNA polymerase II-specific; protein binding.
UCUGGAAACCGAAACCGAGAAUGGGAUUUCCCACGAAAGCCUGAAAACUGCACAUCGGACCCGGUAUUUUGGGGAUAAUCCACACCGCAGGUCUUGACAGUUGGUAGCUGGCGCAAACAGUAUUGCAUAUGCGCGUUUUUGCAUCAUUCCGUGACAGGCGGAAACGUAUAAAAGGCACAUAGAUUAGGCACCAAGGUAAUUUCAGAGGUAAGACAUCCAUGUCUCAGUCCAAACCUCUGCUCAUCCCGUGGCUGAGAAAGCAGAUCGAUAGUGGGCAGUACCCAGGUGUUGGCUGGACAAAUCAGGAACGGACGGAGUUCUGCAUCCCGUGGAAGCACGCGCUCAGACAGGACUCCUCGAGCGCCGACGUUCUCAUAUUCAAGGCGUGGGCGGAGGCCAGUAGUGGCAAGGCUCAGGGAGACGCCUCUAUCUGGAAGAGGAACUUCCGCGCCGCGCUGCGAGCCAAGGGCUUCCAGAACAUCUGCGACAACAAGAACGACGCAGCCAACCCCCACAGAGUGUUCCGCUGGCCGGGCGACGCCCCGGCAGGGGGUUCUCAGGAGCCUGCGGAAGCAGACCUGUACCAGGAGCCCCCUCUGGAUGGAGGUCCAGAGGGACCGCGGGUCUAUGCUGUUUACCUUCCGCAGGAGACGUUUACAGGGGGAGAUUCACCCAAUGAGGAGCCAGAUCUCCUGGAGCGCUGCCUGAAUGGGUUAAACAUCGUAGAACCCCCAGAAGAUGGACAAAAUGAUCAGAUUUUUGAAGAGUUUCCAGGGCAACAGCCAUAUCCAGAAACAAUGGGAGCUGAGGGAGGAGUUGGGUUGCCGGGACAACCUGCUUACCCAAUGGGUGAAGUGGUGGGCUUGGCCAGUGAGGAAGCGAUGGUGACUCAGCUGGUCAGCAGCAUGUCCAGCACCAUGGAAGAUCAUUUCAAGACCCAGUUCAAGGUGUCUGUGUACUUCAGAGGGCAGAAGGUGUCUGAGCAGCUGGUGGAGAACGAUGCCGGCUUCAGACUGGUCUACCGGCCUGAGCUGACCCGGCCCGUGCGGGACCCCCUGUCGGGGCUGCACCUGGUGUCCCUGCCCACGGUCGGGCCCAUGGUGGACCACAACCAGGCCCGGUUGACCCAGACCAUCCUGGAAAACAUGGGGGACGGGCUGGAGGUGGGGGUGACAGGCUCAGUCAUAUACGGCUGGCGGAGGGGGGAGAGCAGGGUGUUCUGGAGCCUGUGUAAGUUCGACCACAGCCGGACGCCACAAGAGGUGUCCAAGAGGGAGCCCCAGCAACUGUACCUGGCCAAGGACUUCUUCUGGGGACUGCAUCAGUUCAUCAUCCACGGCGGAGGUGAUUCCCCCCCUAUCUCUGUGUUCCUGUGUCUGGGAGAGAAGUGGCCCGACCCAGACACAAGGCCCUGGGAGAAGAAGCUGGUGACUGUGGAGGUGGUGUUCACGUCUCUGGAGAUGCUGAAGGAGAUGGCCGUCAGGGGUGGCGCCUCCUCUCUGCAGUCGGUGGAACUGCAGCUGUCUCUGCAGGAGUCUCUACAGGAGCUUAUGGAGUUGUGUUGAAGAUGAACUGAAACACUCCAGCAAUGAGCCAUCACUGUUUAUUAUUAUAUACUAUUAUUAUAAUUAGACCAAUAUGCUGUUCUUAUUGGUCCAGAGAAGUUUUAAGAAGUCCACAAAACCUUUUGCAGACUUCUGAAAGUUCAACGAGGGUUGCCAAGUGGUUGCCUUGGAGAUGUUGACAACAUGGCGUCUGCUUUUUUGUUUUUCUCCCAGAUUAUUGUUGAAGUAUAUAAGAAACCAAAUAUGGACUUUGGACAGGUCUGAAAACGUAUUUGUAAGCAGAGAUUUGUUCAAACGUUUUAACAAAUCAAAGGCGUUUGCAGACCUGUCAAAGUCCAUAUUUGGUUAUGGCAACACAGAAAACAAAAAAUCUCCAUGAAACAACACAGCUCAGUUGCCUGGCAACGUAACCAACUGAACUUUUGUUUAAUUUUUAGAGUUUAAAAUGUGAAUAAGAGUUGUGUGUUUUUUAUACAAGACUUGUAACAGUAAUAUUUGUAAAAACAAAUCAAAUUAAAUGCAGCACAGAGAAUUCAA